UUUCUUCUCCUUUAUUUCAUUUAACACAAGCCCCAAAUUUAGAGCUCAAAUAUAUGAGGAAGCUGUAACAGUGCAUAUUAGGUCACAAAUCACCACAUGGGAGUUACACAAUUUUAUUUGAACCAAAAAAAAAAAAAAAAAAAAAAAAAGAAAUGCUAACGGAACGUACAACAUGGAUAAAAUGGAUUUGCCCUUUAUUCUAAACUAAAAUCUAUUUCAGGCGUAAUGUGAUGUUUCACUGGUGCCUUUUUGGGGCUCUUAGCAAGUGCAGCUUUCGUUUCAUUAACCAGUUCUGGCAUCCUUGCUUAUAAAAAAGUGCAAGCAACCGAAUCUGAGAGUCAGUGGCGAGGAGUGCUCUGUUUACAGUGGGGGCACCUGUCAUUCGAUUGUCAGGUCCUCUUCGAUUUAGUUCUAUUGGUCAGCCCCUUCCCUUUCAUCAAAUAUCACACUACUCGUUUAGCUAUCGCUCUUGGAUUACAGGGGCAUGCUGGAAGCUGAACUCAGGGCUCCCGUUGGAGAGAGAGAGAGAAUGCAGGCCUGGAGAAAUGAGUUACUAAAGAAAAUGUCUUUGUAGCCUUAGAAAUGAACUGUCAACUUUUAUAAGUAAAAAAGACUGUCCUCCUUUUUCUGGGACCAACUGGUCCGCAGCGUUCUUUUUUGGACUUGCACAAAAGAAAAAAACAAACCUUUCCUAACCACAGAUUUAAAUCCACCACUUUCUCUUAACUUUCUUAAACAUUCACAGCAAGAAAACUUCAGCUGAAUUGUUUUCCUGUGUUUUGUACUGCAUUUGAAUUCCCAAGCCCUUCUCGAAUGAGUUUUUGCAAGAAAAAUCGGGUGUUUGUAUUCAGACUUGGUUUGUACUCGGUACAUUUUUUUUUUCUAAAUUAACUUACCAUAAAUUCGAGUGGGAUUCUCAAGACAUAGCAAAUGAUUUAGCAUAAAAGAAAAGUAUACUGCAUGGAUUUAGAUCCCUAGUCUCUACCGAAAGUCUUGCCUGCCAGUCUUGCAUGACUUUGACUCUUGACUAUUUUCCAGUCUGAUCAAUCCCCAAAACAUAAAAGCAAACAAGAAGACACCUACAUACAUGAAAAGAUAAACAAAGGAAGAAAACCAAAAAAAAAAUUGUAUCAGAGAUGGACUAUUUCAUCUUAUUUUUUGUUCUCCCAUACUUUUUCAGUGUCUGCUCCGCCCAACCUCCUCCUUCGAUUUCAAAGGCCAGCACCAUAUUCUACCUUAAUUCAAGCCUUCCUUGGUACAACAAUACUUCAACCAAUAUGACUCUCAAUGGGGAUGAUGGAUCAAAGCUAAGGGUAGUCCUCUCAAGUCGAAACAACCCUACAGCUAACAUGACACCACCCAACACCCUUGGUUUUGUUUGUGGAUUCUACUGCAUAGAUAGCUGCAAUGAAUACUUGUUCUCGCUUGCCGUUGUUGGUGCAGAUAUUCCAAGUGUAGUUUGGUCAGCAAAUAGAGACCAUCCAGUGCAGGAGAACGCGACCUUACAACUAACAGGAGAUGGCGAUUUGGUGCUACGAAACUCAAAUGGCACCAAGGUGUGGUCAACCAAUACUGCAGGAACCUCUGCACAGGAGUUAAACAUCAGUGCAUCAGGAAACUUGGUCCUCCUUAGCGAUAAAAGAGACAUUGUUUGGCAAUCUUUUGACCACCCUACCGAUACACUACUCAAUGGCCAGCGCUUAAACGAGGGCCAGAGAUUAACUGUGAGUGCCUCUAAAUCCAAUUGGACCAGGGGAUUGUACUAUGCCACAUUAACCUCAGCCUCUGGUUUUGCAACAUACACCAAAGUGGAUCAAGGCCCCCCAUUGAUGUAUUAUCAAUUGGUACCCAAUCAGAGUUUGAGCAGUAGUAGUAGUGACAGAUUCGAUUAUGCAGAAUCUACACGAGGAGGGCUUCUUGUCAACUUGGGAACAUCUCAGGAAAUAUUUGGAAAAACUACGGUCUAUAGACAUGAUUCCUACAUUGAGUAUCUAAGACUUGAUAGUGAUGGACAUUUGAAGAUAUAUCAAUAUGAUGAUGCAAGGGGAUUCAAUGAGGUUCUUGAUUUGGUUAGCAAUGACCUAGGCGUAUGUCAAUAUCCUCGCAGAUGUGGAGAAUAUGGAGUAUGCAGAGAAGGGGAAUGUACUUGUCCAUUAGGCCAAGACAGAGUUCAGUAUUUUGACCAGAGUCGACUGCAGUUACCCAAUCAGGGCUGCUCUAGAAUAACCCCUUUGUCUUGUCAACCUUCCCCUGAUAAACACAAGCUUGUCGAGGUAAAAUAUGCUACCUACUUCAAUGUCAUCGAUUCAGCUGCUGCACUUCCAAAUAUCCAAGAUAUAAACGGAUGCAGGGAGGCUUGCCUAAAAGACUGUUCUUGUGGUGCAAUCUUUUUCAGAUAUGACAACAUUUCAAAUGGAUAUUGUUUUAUGCCACCUGAGAUCUUGUCAAUUAGAGAAGGGCAAAUUCCAAAUCACAAUUUCAUGACAACCACAUACAUUAAGAAAAAGAACGAAGAUGACGAGGAAGACUAUAUCAGGCAUGUCCCAGGGCUGCCUAUGAGAUUUUCAUAUGAAGAACUACGCAUUGCAACAGAGGAUUUUAAGGAGAGACUUGGUAGCGGAGGAUUCGGGACUGUGUUCAGAGGAAUGCUAGGAGAUGUUUGUGGGCGGAAAAAUUUGGAUCACCAUCGAUCAGAAUCUAGCUCACACUUGCUUAGUCUCUUGCAGAAGGCGGGCAAAGAGGAUAAACUACUUGACAUAGUUGAGCACCUGGAGAAAGGCAUGGAAGAUCAUAGAGAAGAAAUGGUGAGUAUGAUAAAGAUUGCAGCAUGGUGUUUGCAAGAUGAUCACAAGAGGAGGCCUUCCAUGUCAACAGUAGUGAAGGUCUUGGAAGGGGUAAUUGGGGUGGAUCCAGACAUCAGCUAUAACUUCAGUCAUGCUAAGGAGUUUCACAUUGUGGUAGAAGACCAUGCUUCCACACCACCACAAGCUUCUGCUCUUUCUGGUCCAAGAUGAAAUGGUGAUAUACAGUAAACUGCAAAGACAAUCACAACAUUCCUAAAGAUCUCAAGGUGUGAAAACCACUUCUAGAUGUUCUACUUGUGGGUGGGUCCUGGAUCUUGUACUUUUAGCUGGUUAGUAGUUUUUGUACAAUUUUCUCCACCAAUGGAC
Molecule: messenger RNA, 3170 nt
Organism: Ilex paraguariensis (yerba mate)
Lineage: Eukaryota; Viridiplantae; Streptophyta; Magnoliopsida; Aquifoliales; Aquifoliaceae
Source: the annotation of a GenBank genome assembly